Messenger RNA from Daphnia pulex (common water flea), 4272 nucleotides. RefSeq names its product serine/threonine-protein phosphatase 2A 56 kDa regulatory subunit epsilon isoform-like (gene wdb). Bases 561 to 1991 code for a protein of 476 amino acids. Lineage: Eukaryota; Metazoa; Arthropoda; Branchiopoda; Diplostraca; Daphniidae. Gene Ontology annotation, molecular function: protein phosphatase activator activity. The transcript has 11 exons. The record is from RefSeq and is a predicted model, not a curated record. Gene Ontology annotation, cellular component: cytosol; nucleus; protein phosphatase type 2A complex. Gene Ontology annotation, biological process: protein dephosphorylation; signal transduction.
CGUCGCUAGGUGGGGGACUUGGCAUCUUUUUUAAGGCGUCGGCGUAAUCUACUCCCGAUUUUAACAUUAAUUUCGACGUAUUUCUGUCUUUUUGCGGCGUUGCAAGACUUUCUCUUCUUCUCUACAGGGAGAGUCGAGUCCUUCCUCACUCUGGAAAAAAACUUUUCAAGAUGGUGAUUGUGUGAGAGUUGGGUGCGUUUCAUGGGAUUUAUACCGAACAGUGACACGAAGAAAACACUUUCAGCAGUCCCACAGACAAUUAACGACAGCUCCCAUUUUUUGCUCACAGUAUAAAAACCGCAUCAUAUCUUGGAUUACGUUGGUUUUCUUCAUCGUGGUGGAAGGAGAGAAGAGUUUAGGGAAUCGGUGAAUAUUAUAUCAGCCCUCUUUCUCAUAGAUUUAUCACAACUACCAAUACUAGGACUUAAGAAGAGGAAACUUGUGAUAUUCAAAUGACAAGCUAGGAUAUGUCUUGAUGAACACAUAUUUGGGCCAACACUAGGCCCCUCACUCCUCCACCUUUUCAAAGUGCUUGCAAAGAUCCAGACAGAUAACUAAGGAUGUCUGCUGGACCGCUUGUUGACAAGAUUGACCCAUUCAAAAGGUCACCCAAGAAGAAGCCCAAAAAAUCGCAGGGCUCAUCAAGAUAUCACUCAGGAAGUGAAGCAGAUCUGCAACCUCUUCCUUUAUUAAAAGAUGUUCCGGCCGGCGAGCAAGAGGAGCUCUUCAUUCGUAAACUGCGCCAGUGCUGCCUGGGUUUCGAUUUUCUCGACCCGGUAGCCGACCUUAAAGGAAAAGAAAUCAAGCGAGCUUCGCUUACCGAACUGGUCGACUACAUCACGGCCGGUCGCGGAGUCCUGACCGAGCCAGUCUAUCCGGAGAUCAUCCGCACGAUCACGAGCAAUCUGUUUCGGACGCUGCCGCCGAGCGACAACCCCGACUUUGAUCCGGAAGAGGAUGAUCCGACACUUGAGGCCUCUUGGCCUCAUCUACAGUUGGUCUACGAGUUCUUCUUACGCUUCCUGGAGUCGCCGGAUUUCCAGCCAGGCAUCGGCAAGAAAGUGAUCGAUCAGAAGUUCGUCCUUCAGUUGCUGGAGCUAUUCGAUAGCGAAGAUCCCCGCGAGCGGGAUUUCCUCAAAACAGUAUUGCACCGGAUUUACGGAAAAUUUCUGGGCUUGCGAGCUUUUAUCCGCAAACAGAUCAACAACAUCUUUCUCAGAUUCAUUUAUGAGACGGAACACUUUAACGGUGUCAGCGAGCUUUUGGAAAUUCUCGGGAGCAUUAUCAAUGGAUUCGCCCUGCCGCUGAAGGUGGAACACAAGCAGUUUCUGGUCAAGGUCUUGUUGCCCCUGCACAAGGUCAAGUGCCUGUCGCUCUACCACGCCCAGCUGGCCUACUGUGUCGUCCAGUUUCUUGAGAAGGAUCCCUCGCUCACGGAGGAGGUGAUCCGUGGCCUGCUCAAGUACUGGCCCAAGACUUGCUCUCAGAAGGAGGUGAUGUUCCUCGGUGAGAUUGAAGAGAUUCUCGAUGUGACGGAGCCGGCCCAAUUCAUCAAGAUUCAGGAGCCACUCUUCAAGCAGAUUUCGCGAUGCGUUUCCAGCCCUCACUUCCAGGUGGCCGAACGUGCUCUGUAUCUGUGGAACAACGAGUAUGUCAUGAGCUUAAUAGAAGAGAACAGUGCGGCCAUAAUGCCAAUCAUGUUCCCAGCCCUCUACCGCAUCAGCAAGGAGCACUGGAACCAGACGAUUGUCGCCCUUGUCUACAAUGUUCUCAAAACCUUUAUGGAGAUGAACUCGAAACUAUUUGACGAGUUGACAGCCACCUAUAAGACUGAGAGACAGAAAGAGAAGAAGAAAGAGAAGGAGAGGGACGAACUGUGGCGUAAAUUGGCCGAACUGGAAAUCAGCCAUCGUCGACGUGAGCCGUCGGCCAAGACGAACGCUGCAGGAGGCGUGGCCCUGGCUAAACAAAGUCCGCCCACUUUAAAAUGAAAAAAACAAGAAUGAAGCAGCCACCUCGACUCCUUCGCCGCCCACAUACAUACAUAUAUAAACACACACACACACACCACAAACACAUACAUACAUACUCACCACUCUCUUCUCCUUCUUACAGACUUUCACCCCCUCAUCCCCCCCCCCUAUCUUCCCUCCUGCUUCCACUGUCCCCCUCAAGAUGAUCAAUUUAAUAAUAAUUUAACCCGUUGAAUCAUUCAUGCAAACGAGUGUUUUUGAGUCGACCAUUUAUAGAGGGACAAUAAUACCAAGCAAAAAAGAAAAAAAGACUGGCCAUGUAAAACAACAGUGUCGAUGUGUGUCUGUGUUGAGUGCGCGCGUUAAGCCGAGUGACAGGACAUUUUGUGCGUGCGUGUGCGAGCGAGCGUGAAUGGCUGGUUGGAUGUAUGAACCCCAAAAAAUGGAGCCGAGAGAAGAAGAAAAAUGAACAAACGUAACUUUGUCCUUCCCCUCUAUCCUUCCCGCUCUUAGACACUGAAACUAUUUACCAACACCUUUUUUUCUCUCUCUUUAUCAUGUUCGUUCCUCCACCGCCUAACCCUCCCACUACUAUCACAUCUCCACUUUGAAGAGAGAGGGGAAAACCAAAUGCAAAAUGUUUAAAAAAAUGAGCUAGAUUUUUUUAAAGACGUGAGAAAAAAAAAGUAAAAGUCUUGAGUGACAACAGAUUCGAUUCGGAUAUUCACUAGUCCCAUUGCUUUUGCUCUGGCGAUUUGACAAACCCAACAGGAGAAAAAAAAAACACAUUUCAAGUGCAAACAUGUAAAACUCCCAGAGUUUUUAAAGGAAAAAAAAAGCAAAUCAGGUUAUUGGGGUUUGGGUUUCCUUUUUUCUUGUUGAAAUCCACAUGGAAAUGGCGUUAAAACUAGAAACGAGAUGAGGGAGAGGUGGAGGAAAAUGUUGAGAUAUGACGAGUGUAACAAAAUAUUUGAACAAGGACAUUACGAACGUGAUAAUAGCCAGCGUAGAGAUAGAGAAGCGGAAUGGGGGGGAACGAAUGGCAAGAAGGAGGAAAAUGUCAAGUGCGGGCGUGUACUUUUUCAACAACAGCAAAAACAAUUCUUUUCUUUUUUAAUUGUGAUUUUUUUUUGGGUCUUUUUCCCCGUUUGAUUUGCUGGGAAGGUUAGGGUUUUCUUCGGCUCUCGCGAUCGCAAUUGUUCUGGUGUUGAUUUUCCCCAUUUUUUUAUUGUCUCGUCUACAGGAGGAAGAAAUCAUUAGUCGCCGUCUUGUUGUAGCCAAUUUGUUGCUCUCCUCCUUCCCAUUAAUUUUUCAAACACGAUUUGUUUUAAUUUGCUCCCUUUUCCUUCUAUUCUUCUUUCUCAUAGGACUUAUCGACGAAAGUUAUGUUGCCCGAGUAACUCUUGCAAGUCAAUGAAAGAGGGACGGCCGCGUUUGAUCGCUUCUCGUUAGUUUGAGAAAUAUUUGAAAAUGAAUGAGUACAUCCAUACCGCAAAACCCACCCCACCCCCUUUCCUGUAUAGUUGCCCUCCCACCAACUCUCCCCUCUUUCAACUGUCUCCCCCUCCGAACAUCUUUUGAUUUCAUGAAUAGGUGUGUGUCGUGUUCUUUAUAUACACCUGCUGAUCACUUCUUCUUGUCUUACGUGCAGUUUUCUGUUUGUUUAUACGAUCGUUCACAUUCUUUGCAGCUCUUUGAAUCUAUUGAGCAUAUAUCUUCUCUUUAAUUAUCUUCAUGCAAUGUUUUGAUUAGAUUUCGUUUCUGAGCCAGUUUUUAAUUGACCCGCCCCCUUUUCCUCCCAUCGUUUCUUUUUGACAGCUCUUCGAUAUGAUGAUGCUGGUGCACUUCCCAUCCACUUUUUUUUGAGAAAAAAAAUCAUCUUCUAAUAAUAAUAAUGGUCGGCUGUACAUUUUCUUUUUUUUUUUUUUGUAUCCCGUCACACCUGUCUCCCCCUCUAAAAUUCUUUUGCGCUCUCCACCAAUCUUAUCAUCAUGAGUCUUAACUACACCUUCGUCCAUGCCCCCCCCCCCUGUCCUUCGUGUACAGAUGGUUGAACAUCUUUUGUGUCUCUUUUGUCCAAACUGUUCGAUCAUCUUUCUUGGAUUUUCUCUUGUUCAAGAAGGAAACCGUUCAAGACGUAACAAAAAAAAAAUUAAGUAAAGCAAACCAACCAACCGGCCACACCAACAACAAAGUAACAUGUGCCCUCCCACCCAUUUUAUCAUCCCCUGUUGUCAAGUGUGUUUACUCUGCAUCGACCGAGUUGUAUGUCUGCAGUCAUAAAAACCAAUGAAACGAG